UCCGAAAAAUCGCACGAUCAGCAGCAGACAGCAGUCACAUCAAAGACACGAAGCUAACUUCAUUCGUCAUUCUUACAACAACGUACAGGAAAAUCUUUGUGUUAAAAAACUUUAGUUUGCAGUUUUAUCUGUACAUAUUUUGUGAACAUUGUAUUACGUACUUUCACGGUUCCGCGUUCGACUAAAUUUAUGUCUGUUUGGAUGUCGUUUCGACGACAAACGACUACGAAGUACUCUGAUGUGGCCCCACGGGGCAGCGCAGCACCUGUGUGUCUUGUGGAUUCAGCUGAAGAUCGUAUGGGGCUCUGCCACAAAGGUGCGAUAAAAGGAGUUGCCUCAUGUUCGCAGUGAGGAGUGCGGGGGACAGUGGUCCUACUGGUGGGUCAAGGAGAUAUGGUGCCUAGCUCAAGUGUUUUUGCCUAUGCAGGAAUUUGACUGCUUUUUGUGUUCAAAGUGCGAAGAUUUAAUGUUGAUUUUUUUUUGUGGAGGAUUUUGGCAGAUUCAGAACAGCCAGCAUAGCUGAGAAUAGUUCUCCGCGACGCUAUGUGGCUAAAUGGAAGUUGUGCAAGGAGGGUAAUAACACUGUGCCAACAAAUUAUUGAUCCAUUCGAAGGACAUUCGAGAAUGCGAAGUCGAAGCAGCAGAACGUGAAGAAAAGCCAACCCAUAAUCAUCUGCAGCAUCGCGCCUGUGGUACGAUAACGACGACGACGCGGGGUAGUGUUAACAGCCGCGAAGACCAACCCAUCCAACUUGACCACCCAUCGAUCCGAUGGCACAACUGCAGCUGCAACAGCAGCAACACCGCCAGCGAGUAGUAACAAGAUUACGUAAUUUUUUGUUGAUGUUUUUCUUGGGCUGAAACUGUGCGAAGUUCUCGGACUGAAUCACUUGCUGUUGUGUGUGUAGUGAACGGGCAAACAAGUGUUUUGGUUGAAAGGAAUCCCCCAACAGCAUCCUAUAGUGAAGUGCAAUCAAUCUGCAAGACGCAGGUCAGAAACAAAAAGCGAGAACAAUGGCUCGCAGCGGAGGAAGCAAAUGCCCGCAUUUGGAAAAUGUUGUCCAUCUAUCGUUGGUCGAGCUGUGCAAACUCAAGAAGGGAGAACCAUGUACGGAAUGUGACGCCAACGGUCCCAAUCUAUGGAUUUGCCUACAGAAAAAUUGUCUGCACAUUGGGUGCUCGGAGCAAUACAACGAUCACAGUACAACUCAUUUCCAGACGAAUCGCAUCCAUUGCAUUCACAUGAACUUGUCGUCGCAACGGAUAUGGUGCUAUCUGUGCGAGUUCGAGGUGUUCCUGGUACAGCAGCAACAACAACAGCAACAGCAGCUAAGACGUACCUCAGUGGUUAGCAACGAUUCGAGUGAUGCCAGUCGGUAUUCGACCAACAACAAUAACGAAAAACUACUAACGUAUGGUGACAGAUUCGCAGGGGGAUUUGGGGGUGGAGAAUCCUGUGAUAGUAGCUGCGAAGAAGAUGAGUUUGAAAGGCAUGGCAAAUGGAACGGCCUGGUUGGUUUGCAGAACAUAGCGAAUACUUGUUAUAUGAACUCGGCCAUACAAGCUCUCAGCAAUAGUCCACCGUUGACGGGAUAUUUUCUUGAUUGUGGUUCGAUCAUAGAGACCGAUUUGCUAGGGAAUCAAACUGUUUCGAAGCCUGGUCUUGCCAAGCAUUACCAUAAGUUGAUUAAGGAAAUGUGGUGUAAGAACCGGAGAUACGUCGUACCAAGUGGCAUUUUGUAUGGCAUACGGAUUGUUCAUCCCAUGUUUCGAGGCUAUCAGCAACAUGACACUCAGGAGUUCCUCCGUUGUUUUAUGGACCAAUUGCAUGAAGAACUUAAAGAGAUAACUCAACCACCACCAAAACUAUUGUCACUGCACGGUAAAACUAACGAUGAUGGUGACAAUCAUUCGCCUUGUCCAUCACCAUCACCAUCACAAUCCGAGGCGGAAUAUGAAACAUGUGACAGCGGUGUUUCCGAGCAAUCAAGUCUGUCAGAUGAUAUAUCCGUGAACAAUAAACGGACCCGGAUGAUUUCCAGAUCACCUAGUCCCAGUACAAACCAAAGAAGUGCAAACAGUCGACAACAAUCGCCGAUAGGAAGUAAUCGAAGUAAUUCUAGCAGCAGUGCCAGUAUGUCCUCAAUGCAGCAGCAAACUGGGUGUACUGACCAGCAGCAACAGAAACCAACAAAAGAUAAACUGCCAGAAAGGUCCAUCAUUAGUGACAUAUUCGACGGGAAACUGCUUUCAUCUGUACAAUGCCUCACUUGUGAUCGUAUUUCUACUCGCGAAGAAACAUUCCAGGAUCUCUCGUUACCCAUUCCAGGCAAAGAUCAUCUGGCAGUCCUGCACCAGAACCACCCGGGAAUGCCUCCACCCUCGUCGCAUCCUCCGCCUCCGGUGGGUGGAAACACCAGCGGAAUCACUUGCUCCGAUGCAGUCUAUCCUGUAAGCAGUGACAGCUGGAUGUGGUGGUUUUGGAAUUGGCCUUUCUGGAGCUGGAUAAGAUCUUGGUUUUGGGGACCUGCUGUUACGCUGCACGACUGCAUGGCAGCUUUUUUCAGUGCAGACGAGUUAAAGGGAGACAAUAUGUACAGCUGUGAAAAAUGUAACAAACUGCGCAACGGAGUUAAAUUUUCCCGCGUUCUUGCCCUACCGGAAAUGCUUUGUGUUCAUUUGAAACGGUUCCGACACGACCUGUCGUAUAGCUCGAAAAUAUCCAGUCCAGUUAAUUUUCCACUAAACGGAUUGGAUAUGAGGCCUUAUUUACACAAAGAUUGCAAAUCGGAAGUUUCUUCGUACGAUCUUUGUGCGGUGAUUUGUCACCAUGGCACGGUUGGUGGCGGACACUACACCAGCUUUGCCAAACAUGACCCCACGGGAAAAUGGUUUGAGUUCGAUGACCAACUGGUGACGCAGGUUAGCCCGGAAGAUGUUCAGAACUGUGAGGCUUACGUAUUGUUCUAUCGCAAGAACAACAGCAAAAUGACGACAAUUCGAGCUCAGGCUAGUGACUUGAUCAGUGUCCAGGAGCACGCUUCGGAUAUUCGGUUUUACAUUUCUCGUAAUUGGUUACACAGAUUCAACACAUUUGCUGAACCCGGGCCAAUAGACAAUUGGACGUUGCUCUGUCCGCAUGGAGCAUUUCCGCCACACAAAGCACCGUACUUUUCCAAAUUAGUGGUGCCAAUACCGCAAAUUUUGUGGGACUUUCUGUACAAAAAGUUUGGUGGUGGUCCGGUUUGUAACCACAUCUUCCCGUGCCACAUUUGUAAGAAAGCCGCUGAAUCGUUGUCUCGUCGACAACGAGCCGAGCUAGAAGAUUUCACUGCAUGUAAUGACGAGUAUCAGGUAACGUCUCGCGACUGUUUUUUAUUAUUCCUAGAAUUAAUUUCAACUUUUCAUAAUCAGUACAACGAAACUCCAACCACCAUCUAUGCAAUCUCGAUGGCAUGGUUCCGACUGUGGCAACUGUUUGCUCGUGGUAGUACCACCGAGGAACCCGGCCCAAUCGACAACAAAACCAUCGCCAUUCCGGGUGACACCAGUGUGCCGCUUCGAAGCGUUCGCCAAGGAUCGGACUAUGCCCAAAUUAAUUCAACUUUGUGGCACUUUUUCCAUGGCAUAUACGGUGGGGGACCGGAGAUUGUACUUCGUGGUAAUCCUGUUCCACCACCAGAAGUGAAGAAUCCGAAAACGGCCAAGGAACGCGAAAUUGAACCUAUGGAGGUUAGCGAACCAGCUCCAACAACAAAAUCCAACACAACAGCAAGUGUAAGCCAGCAGCAGCAACAACAACAGCAAUUGAAGGAACAAGCAGUCGAAGUAACCAUAGUGGAGCCAACCCCAAGUACCCAAUCGGCAGCCAAACCGCAGAAAAGUGUUUCCUUCGAAGAUAACGAAGGUUAUCAUGAAAACGAUGUAGAUCAUGAGGAACCAUCCCGAUCGGUGCAGCUGAAACGAAAGCAAUUGAAACAGCAGUCCAAGGAAUCGAAGAAAUCCGAAUCGGACAGUGCCGAGGGCAUGGUGACCUAUCUGCGCCGGAAGCAACUCAAGCAUCAACAGCACGUGGUUACAAACCAAACGGCGAAUGGAGAUGGUGGCUCCGAACCGUUGGAGAUUGGUAACAGAAAGGUUCGAAGACAUCGGAGCCGAAUGAAAUCGAAUGGGUUCUUUGGAGCAGAAGGCAAAUAUCAGCCAAGUGCCGAUUCCACCACUGGCAGUAUCCCGCGAGCGGAAUCAUUUACCCAAUCAACGUCAAAUGGAACCAAAGUUAAUUAUAAUACCAUGAGUAACUCUUCAUCCGCUAUGGCUUUUUCCCACUCCGUGGAUGACUCUCACUGUGCCAACGUAAUUGAACCCUCUGCCGGGGGGCAUCCAUCCAAGUCAGUGGAUGAAAUAAUGCCCCUGCUGAACCAAACCAGCAUUACCAGUACUUCUGUUGACGAUGAUGCACUUGGUGCGGACGAAAGCGACACCAACGACGGGUCAUUAACCACGAAGGAACGUUCCCAUCAUUCGGGUCACAAUGGCCACCACGGUCACCGGUCGGCCCACCAUCUGUCCGAAUCGGAGAACAGCCACAGCGGUGAACGACGGAUAAACGAUAUCACGAAGAAGCUAAAAUCCAAAUACAUGAAGAGUAAAGCGGCUAAAGCCGGAAUCGUGCUGGACGGAGCCAGUGGACAAAUUAUCAGCAAUGUCAACGCUGCCAGUGAUUGUGAGAAAUGAGUAAAGCAACCGCUUCGUCGCUUCCGUCUUCUGCCAUUCUAUUGAAAGUCUGUUCUCUCUUUUGCAAAAGGUUUGUUCGAGAACAUUGUAAAUAAUCCCUUAAAUUUA
Molecule: messenger RNA, 4842 nt
Organism: Armigeres subalbatus
Lineage: Eukaryota; Metazoa; Arthropoda; Insecta; Diptera; Culicidae
Gene: Usp20-33
Product: ubiquitin carboxyl-terminal hydrolase 20
Exons: 6
Coding region: 1015-4734 (1239 amino acids)
Biological process (GO): protein deubiquitination
Cellular component (GO): cytoplasm
Molecular function (GO): zinc ion binding; cysteine-type deubiquitinase activity
Source: RefSeq, a predicted model, not a curated record